AAAUGUGAACAUAUGCAGAUUAGUCUAAUGCAGUCAGAGAGCUGAGGAGUUGUUCGCUUUUCGUGUUUGUGGACGGACAGCGCAUUCACGUUGUUUUUUUUUGAACACGGACGAGGCGAGUUGAUUGCUUCCACAUAAAAUGCACCGAAAGAGCCCGCAGGUGUCGGAGCGGGAGCCGGAGGCCCCGGUUUUAUCCUCCUUCCCGGUGGUUCUGAAGAAUCUUCUGGAGAACCCGCCGCAGAAGCUGUUGGAGAGCGAGAGCGAGGGUAAGGACGAGGGCAAAGAGAAGAAUGUGGAUGAAGCAGCCAGCAGCACCACAGCUCCCUCUGCCUCCCUCAUGCCAACCAUCUGGGAUAAGACUAUUCCCUAUGAUGGUGAGACCUUCCACCUUGAGUACAUGGAUCUGGAUGAAUUCCUCUUGGAAAAUGGCAUUCCAGAUGGCUCAAGCCAGUUUGAACUGCAGGAAGAAUUGCAUGAUGGCCUCUUGCCAGUGGCAGAGCUGGAAGAGAGAGUAUCGUCUCCUACGUUGUCGUCGUCAGGAUCUCCAAUGCAUUCUAAAGUGGAGAGUGAUGCUCUCAUUCUGGAAACGGGUGGGAAGAAAUCUGAACGGAAUACUCCAAACUCUGACCUGGAAGAAGUUGAUGUUCUGGUGAAUUUUGAACCUGACCCUAGUGACCUGGCACUCUCAAGUGUUCCAGGAGGAGAACUCUUUAAUCCGCGGAAGCACAAGUUCAGUGAUGAGGAACUCAAACCACAGCCGAUGAUUAAAAAAGCAAAAAAGGUCUAUGUAUCACCUGAUCAAAAGGACGAUCGCUACUGGGCAAGACGCAAGAAGAAUAACGUGGCAGCAAAACGUUCACGUGAUGCCCGGAGACUGAAGGAGAAUCAGAUCAUAGUGCGAGCAGCCUUCCUAGAGAAGGAAAACUCAGCCCUGAGGCUGGAGGUAGUUGAGCUGCGUAAGGAGGUGGCACGGUACAAGAGUAUCAUCUCCAAAUACCGACCUCAGUAAGAGACCCUCAGUUCUGGUGGGGGUGUGUGGUGUCAGAGUUUUUUUUUAAAUAAAAUUCUCUUUAAAGGGACAGUAACUUACAAAAGAGCACAGCUAACUUCUUAGUCACUUCUUCACCCGAAGAAAAUCAAAUUGAAUGGCUUUUAUUUUGAACAUCCAAAUAUAUUAAUGAAGUAUUGAUCCUCCUUUCUCCCAUCUUUAUAUUGUAUUGAAUAAAUCUCGCUACUAUUUAGGUGGCUAUCUGGGUCAGCCUGUCAAAACAGUAAUCACUUGCUGGGGAGAUGAGGGUUUGAUUUUUGGAGGAAUGAUGUUAAAUUGGCCUGGAGCUGGUGCCAUCACAACUCAUCCUUUAGAGUACUGCACUGCUUCAUUCAUGUCAUUCAUGCUGUAGAAGCUUAGGCAAUGACCUCGUAAAUGCUCAUUAAAUGCUGGAAUAUGCCCUUUCAGAAGAGAAACUAAGAACACAGUAGGAAUCAGCCCCCUGCUCCUGCUGUGCCAUUCAGUAACAAUCCCGCCCUAUUCCCCCACUCCUAUUAGUGUCCAGAAAUCUGCCUUGUGACUGAUGUACUUUAGCCUAAUGGAAUCCUUUUACUUUGUCCUGGCGUGUGGUGCCAGUUUACUUUCUUCCCUACACAGAUUGGGGUUUCCCUCAGUCUGUGUAGGAUGUAUAUGGAAUCAGCCAGCACCCUUACAGUUCUGAAGCUAGCAUAAGCAGUUCUGGACCAGGAGCUUUUCCACUGUAGCAUAGAGAAACAUAGGCACUUGCCUUCUGACUCUGGCACUUUGUCUUUUAUUCUAACGUACUUGCACUAUUAAUGGGCCUCAAAUCCCCACCGGCUGAAUGAAUGGUGGAGAAGUAUCUUCAGAAAGAUAAUUCUAGCACAAGCAUGGAAGCACAUUGAGAUCUUCACACCAGAGAGCUGAAUCAAUUGUCACGGCAGCAGACUCAUUGAGAGUUGUACAUCUUUUAAUUAUUUUUGUCUCAUCAAGUUCUCACAUGGUGUACAUUUUGCUGAAUUUAGAGGUGUGGGAUUUGAAGUGGAAAUUCUGCUCAUUAUAGUAUCUAACUAGCUGUGGCACAGAUCUUACUGUGUCCCUUUUAUUUCAAGUGGUCCAUGAAACUUGGAAUAAUUCAACUAAGAUUUGGACUGAGAAUCAGGCAAAUGAUAUAAGCAAGGAGAAACUGAACUUUUAAUUUAAUAAAAGUUUGUAUUCUGAGUGUUGCUGGGUGAAGGAUGUGUUGUAUCAUUUAUACGUCCUUAUCCCUCUUUUCUUCCCUGCAUUCUAUUUCUAAACCUUCUCAGGUUGCAGAGCAGCUUUCAGUGUGGGUCACCUUUUUAAACUUGCUGAUACCACCUGGGGUCAACAUUUGCUGCUGCAAGCACAUUUGCAUUCUGUGCAUUAUUUUAAAAAUCAUUCCUUUCUGGUUGGAAUCCAAUGUGCUUCUUUCUACUCCUUUCUAAAAAAAACAGUUAACACUUUUCAAAGAUGAUGAUUGUGAUUGUGUAGAAUACAGAAAAAGCUUGGUGUUGCGCAAAAUGAAAUCUCCUCCCUUGACCAUCAAAGGGAAGUAACCUUUCUCUUGGGCAUGCUGUUGCACUGGCAGCAGGAAUUGUUCAGGAGCUGUACAAUUUUAAUUCUGUUUGAGACAUCAGUUUUAAACUUUGGCUUUUUAUCUUAACGUUCGUAUUACCCAGCGUUGGGAUGGAGUAACUUUCCAAUGACACUCUCUUCUUUGUUAAAAAGAGAAAUUGUUCUAAAAUUGAUACGACUAAUGGAUCUCCCUCAGCCUUGUGCACAGAAUCGUAACCUAAAUGAACCGUGGGCAGAGGGCAAGGGACAGUUGGAUCAGGGUACAAAGAUGUAAUACAUUUGCAAUUUUUAAAGUUGUAUAUUUUAUUGUAUUUCCAUUGUUCAGGUUGCAAUGGAAACAUGUAAAUGUGACAAGUAGGAAGUUAUAUUAAACUAAUGCUUAAAAUCUUGGAAUACUGCACAUUUCUGGUCUCCAUUUGAUAAUCAUAUAGAGGCAGUGAAGAAGGUGCAAGAAAUAAUUCUGCAGGAUAAUACUGGAAUUGACUUAUAACUUACCCAGAAAGGCUGAAUAUCUUUGUGCUGUUUUCGUUAAAAAGACCAGGCAGAGGAAAGCCUUUAAGAAUCAUGAAAGUAUAUAUAUAUAUGGAAGAGGAGUGUGGUUAGAAUGUGGGACUUGCUGCCAAGAGGGGUAGUUGGGUGAGAAGAAUGGAUGGAUUUAAGAAGAUGAUAGAUAAACUCAUGAGAGAGAAGGGAUAGAAGGUUGUGCUUUUUUUAAGUAUUUAAUCAUGCAACUUGUUUUUCCAGGACAAAGUUCUGCCCUUAAGAUUUCUCCUCCACAUUCUUACCUUGCUCACCUUAGUCACUUUUUGUUUUCCUUCUCAUUUUUGAUCAGUUUUCUACCAAACAGCAGCUACAUCUCUUUUCUUCAGCCACUGUCUCCACCUUUGAUUUACUCCAUUUGGACUUCAACUGAAUUUCCAUCCUCACAUUCCAAAAUAUUAAUUCCAUAAACCACUGCUUUCACUCACAUCCUGAGAUCCAGUCUUGAUGCUAUGUAUGCUACAUAGAUGUACUUGCCCCUCCCUCUUCAGUAGCACUGUCCUUUGAUUUCAUCCUUCACGUCAUCUGACACUUCAAUGAGACUUCUUUACUUUUUAUUUCUGAAGAAAUCCAAACUUCAGCAGUAGUCCUUUGAGUCCCUAUUCCCUUCAAAUCUCACCUUUCACCAUGUUUCCAACAUCUACUCCACAGUAAACAGCACUGUCUCAACAUUAGCAUGCUUCCAUUACACCCUGACCUCCAUGAACGUAGAAUUCACUAUAGUAGAGUUUUUGUGGCUUCACUUUCCUGCUCACAUUGUUUGUUUGCCAAGAGCUCCCACUGCCUUUUAUGCUCCAUAUUGCUCUCAUUCCCAUCCUUUCUCUGGUUUUUGCAAUUUUUGUUUCACCUGGACACCUCCCUCUUCCCCCUGUCUUCCCUUCAUUGAAGGCCACAGUGGUGACAUCAACUAUCUCAAAUUCCCUGUUCCUCUCUCGUAUUCUAAACUGUCUCCCACUGAAACUACAGCUUCUGUUCUUUCUGGUCCUGCCCUGAUUUUGUCAUUAAACCUGCUGACUUAGGGUGGUGUGAUUAUUGUACAAAUCAGCAUCAACCUUGCUGAAGCAAAACAUCAAUCCUGAGACUUACCACUGCUCCAUGGCGCCAUCUUUAAACAUCAAACCAUUGUUUCCAGGAUUAUGACUGACCUAAUUUUCUCAGGAGAUCUUCCCUCCACAGCCUCCAACUUUCUCGUUUUCCCAAAUUACAAACUUCUACCUUCUUCUUAAGAUCUGCAAUCAGGCCUGUUGUAGUAAAUCCAUAGUUUCAGUCUGUUGUCACCUGGUUUCGUCUGUUGUUUAUACUGGUUUUCUUUCUUUUUUAUCAACUCUUCAUCUCCAACCCAUCCUUUUCUCACCUUCAUCCGUGACUCAUCUGAUGUCCUUGUCACUUGUAAACAUUCUCUGUUCUAACAUUCUCCUCUUCACAGAUGCCCAAUCUCUCCACACCGUGUCUAAGAUACAAUCUGACUGCUUUUUCCUUUAUCGGUGGCCCCACCAGUCGUCUCCGCCUGGCUGAUUUGUUCUUGAAUUGAAUAACUUCUCCAUUUACUGUACUCCCCUUUACUAUCCAGUAUUUCUUUGAGAAGCUAUAAUGGUCCUAAUUAGCGUGCCUGUUUGUAGAAUGUGUGAUAUGUGGAAAAGAAAUAUUAUUUGUUCCAGCCCCACCCAUCUCAAGCACCCCAACCACCAUCGUAUGCAUCUCUCUUCUAGUACCUUGAUUAUAUCAGACCCAUCUCCUCCUGCUCCCAACUUAAAAACUAUUUCAACUUUGCUACUAGUCUCUGCUUUCCCUUACCUUCGUGUGGUCCAUCUUUGACAUUUUUUCCAUUUCCUUUCCUUCCCUUCCUCAACGUGUCUCCAUUUCUGUGGGUUUAACUAUUGACUGUUAUUCACCAUGAACCCACUAACUCUCUCAGCAACUUUUGACCAUACUUCCUCCCAUUCCACCUCUCAUAGGAUUGUACACCAUUAUCCUGGUUUUCCAGUCUCUGUUGCAUCUGUUCUAAUGAUGCUGAUAACUUCUCUGCUUACCAACCAAGCAUUUCCAUUUGUCGUAGUUGAUAAGGCUCUCAAGCAUGACCGUUCUGAUUCUGCACCAGUGUAUCUCAAGCCACUGCUCCAGGUCAAUAAGUUGGUAUCCAUUAGCAUCAUCAGUGUAGGUUUGGAAUGAGAAAUUGGCACCUGUUUGGCUCACAGGUAUAUGUACAUUGUUGCUGAAAUCAGUGUGUACGUGAUGUUUGCUACCUCUCUGGCUGUACACUUGCCAUUUUUUCCUUGGCAUACUGCUUACUGUCUCCUGUCACGCUCCCAGCUUCUCUCUGUCUCCAUUCCACUAGCUGUCCCACACCCUCACUAAAAGUGAGGAAGCAGGAUUGCAAGCAGGAUGGUUGCAGUGAGGGACCACAAGUGAAAUGGCCAGAGAGGUAACAAGUGGGGCAGCAAGUAAAAUUUGAAAUCCCAGUAUCUGAUUUUAAUCAAUAUAGAACAUUUGCAAAAUGCAUUACUGAUAUCACACUUGCUAAAACACUUUGCAUUGAUUCUUGUUACAAAUGUUCCUGUUUUUUAAUUCUGGAAGCCAUUUGCUGCAUUAGCUAUACAUGAACAGUGACUGUACGGACAGUAAUCGUGUACAGUUGAAGUGCCAGCAAAUGCAGCCUUCCUGCACAACUCCUCGUGCCCUUUCCUUCACAUCCUAAACCCUGUGUUCUCUCCUUCAACCCCAGCAAGUCCAUAUUCAAUGUGUGAUUUCCCCACCACUACUUCUCCCAUUUCUAGUAAGAUUCCACUGCAGAAUACAUCUUUCCCUCCCCUUUCAGCAUUCCAAGGAGAAUGUAUUUCCUUUCCAGCUUCCUGUCCAAUUGUCACGCAGUCCCUCUCCUCUGGAGCAAGCACAGCAGAUGUAGCACUUGCCCUUUUAUCUCCUCCCUUCCCGUUGUUUGGAGCCCCUGUAUAUUUUAGUAGACUGCAUUCACUGCUCAGUGUAGACCUGCCUAUAGAGGAGGAGAUGUUGCAGGUUGGGUGGCUACUUUGUAGAGUAUUUCCAUUCUGUCCACAAGUGUGACACUGAACUGCUAGUUGUCUUAUUUUAAAUUCUUGUUCUGAACGCUCUCCUCAGCCUCCAGUGCUGUUCUGAUGAAGUAGAGGUGCAGUGUUGGACUGGGGAAGACAUGGUCAGAAAUCACACGACACCAGGUUAUAGUCCAGCAAAUAGAGGAAGCAGAAUGGAAGCACUCUGAGAUAGGGCAGGAGGAGAGAAAUCAAACGACAAGUAGGGAUG
Molecule: messenger RNA, 6418 nt
Organism: Stegostoma tigrinum
Lineage: Eukaryota; Metazoa; Chordata; Chondrichthyes; Orectolobiformes; Stegostomatidae
Product: thyrotroph embryonic factor-like
Exons: 4
Coding region: 140-1009 (289 amino acids)
Biological process (GO): regulation of transcription by RNA polymerase II
Cellular component (GO): nucleus
Molecular function (GO): DNA-binding transcription factor activity, RNA polymerase II-specific; RNA polymerase II cis-regulatory region sequence-specific DNA binding
Source: RefSeq, a predicted model, not a curated record